Messenger RNA from Pseudomassariella vexata, 1692 nucleotides. RefSeq lists its product as uncharacterized. The coding region runs from base 1 to 1692 and encodes 563 amino acids. Lineage: Eukaryota; Fungi; Ascomycota; Sordariomycetes; Amphisphaeriales; Pseudomassariaceae. The record is from RefSeq and is a predicted model, not a curated record. The transcript is spliced from 2 exons.
AUGUCGAAAUUUGCCAGGCUUUUAAGGUUUCUGGAGGACGAUGAGCCUACUGACGACGAGCAGGUCUCAGCCAACCUUUAUGAACAACGGAUUAACGCGUUUCAGAACGUGCCGAUCUUCUCCUCAGCUGUCAGCGAUUUCUUUGAAUCAAUCUUGCCUCAGAAAGGCCCCGCAACAAAUCUCACUCCCCAGUAUGGACUGAUGGGAGUUCGCCAGGAUGCCAGCACCAAACCUCCCGAAGAUCGCCUGAUCCUUGCAAACUUCAACACCCCUUGGUCUGCAUUCAUAUGCGGCUCCCAAGGUGCCGGCAAAAGCCACACCCUGUCAUGUCUCUUAGAAGGUGCCCUUCUGAGGAACAAUGAUGCUGGCGAGCUCCCUAACCCCUUGGCUGGGAUGGUCCUUCAUUAUGACAAUUACUCCAAUUACACCACAACUCAGCUUUGUGAGACAGCCUAUCUGUGCUCUUCAGGCAUCCCGGUGAAGGUUCUUGUGUCUCCCUCUAACAUUUGGGCUAUGAAGCGGUUGUAUAAUAACCUUCCAGGACUACACCCGGACUCGCCACGCCCCAAGGUACUACCGCUGUAUUUCACGGAGCACCAGUUGGACAUCUCCAGGAUCCUCAAACUCAUGGCUGUCGAUCCAGUAGCCAAAGAUGUGCCACUUUACAUGGAAGUCGUCAUGAACAUCAUCCGCGAGAUGGCCAUGGAAGGAACUGGAUUCACUUAUGCGGGAUUCCAUAAACGUAUCAAUGAAAUAUCCUGGGUCAGAGGCCAAGAUAUGCCCUUGAAAAUGCGCAUGCAGCUUUUGGAUGCUUUUCUCGCCCCUUCCUCCCUAACAAAAAUCACGAAGCCAGCGUUUGCAGACCAAGAUAUCUGGGAUUUUGAGCCGGGUAGCUUGACUAUUGUCGACCUUAGUGACCCCUUCGUCAGCUCUGAUGACGCGUGUUCUCUAUUCUCCAUCUGCAUUUCUAUCUUCCUAGAGGAACGUAGCCGAUGUGGACGGGUCCUGGCAUUGGAUGAAGCCCACAAGUUCCUCGCACAGACCGGCGAAGCUCGAUUACUCACCAGUGACUUGACGUCGAUUAUUAGACAGCAGAGACACACGGGUACGCGCGUGCUUAUCGCAACUCAAGAACCUACCCUUUCUCCUGAGCUGAUAGACUUGGCCAACGCAACCUUCGUCCAUCGUUUCUUGUCACCCGCCUGGUACGAAAUUCUGAAGAAACAUCUCGCUGGUGCCAAUAAACAAGACUCUGGCUCUAAAAACACGCUCUUCGAUACUAUCGUCACCCUCGGAACGGGCGAGGCUCUGCUUUUUUGUCCUACUGCACAAGUUGACAUCGAGACUUCCAGAGAGGGUACCGAACAGGUCGAAUCAUUGGGUAAUGGCUACAUCAAGCUCAAGGUUCGGAAGCGCUUGACUGCGGACGGAGGCAGAAGCAUUCUGGCCUCUGAUUCAUCGAUCCACGUUACGGGCCCGGCAACUGCAGAUGACGUUCUCAUGUAUAUUGUACCUGAGAAGGCGUCGGGUAGUGGGAAAUCUGGUGCAAAGAAUGCGGCAAAGACGGGAUUGGGUCCGAAAGCCGCGAAGGUGCCAAACAUUAACACCACGCACGGCCAGGAUCAUUCGAACGCGAAGGCAAACACGAGUGCUAGAUAUGCUAAAGUCAAGAACAAGCCAUGCGGGAGUUAA